AUGAGGUUAGCUGAUUUGGGGAAACCUCUGAGCAGCAUGAAUCUUGAUGAGCUUCUCAAGAGUGUGUGGAGCGCAGAAGCUAAUCAGGGAGUAUGUAGUGUUGCUUCUGCCUCCUCCCUGCAUCGGCACUUGAGUCUUACGCUUUCUAGGGAUCUGAGCAAGAAGACUGUUGAUGAGGUGUGGCAGGAUAUUAUUCAACAAGGGCAGAAGAAUAAUCUUGAUAGGAAAGCCCAGGAUAUACGACCCGCUCUUGGCGAGAUUACACUGGAGGACUUCUUGGAAAAGACUCGGGUGGUUGCUGUAUCUUCUCCAGGGAAGAAAAACUCUAGUCCUCUUUUAGGACCUGAUCCAGUUGCAUUGCCCCCAAAAAAUUUUCCCCAGCAAGUUCAGUGGAUGCACUACCAGUUUCCCUCAAUUCAUCCGCUGUCACAGCAGCAGAAUAUGCUGGCUGUUUUUAUUCCAGGUCACCCAAUUCAACAGCCUCUUACUACAAACCCACUUAUGGAUGCAGCUUCCCCUGAAACCCAAAUGAGCAUGUCACCAUUCACUCUGAUGGGCACACAGUCGGACACUCAGACACCUGGACACAAAAGGGCUGCCCCAGGAGAUGUAAUUGAGAAGACUGUUGAAAGAAGGCAGAAGAGAAUGAUCAAGAACAGGGAAUCUGCAGCCCGGUCACGAGCAAGGAAACAGGCUUACACACAUGAGCUGGAGAACAAGGUUUCGCGUUUAGAAGAAGAAAAUGAAAGGCUUAAGAAACAGAAGGAGGUGGAGAAGGUAUUGCCGUGCGUGCGUGCCACCUCCGGAGCAGCAGUAUCAACUUCGCAGAACUAACUCGGCCCCUUACUAACUUCUGAUUUCAUGUAUGAACAUUAUGUAGAUUGUAG
Molecule: messenger RNA, 887 nt
Organism: Cornus florida
Lineage: Eukaryota; Viridiplantae; Streptophyta; Magnoliopsida; Cornales; Cornaceae
Product: ABSCISIC ACID-INSENSITIVE 5-like protein 2
Exons: 3
Coding region: 1-834 (277 amino acids)
Biological process (GO): positive regulation of DNA-templated transcription
Cellular component (GO): nucleus
Molecular function (GO): DNA-binding transcription factor activity
Source: RefSeq, a predicted model, not a curated record